Messenger RNA from Acaromyces ingoldii, 1518 nucleotides. RefSeq names its product TMS membrane protein/tumor differentially expressed protein. The annotation marks the transcript as partial. NCBI's taxonomy places the organism in Eukaryota, Fungi, Basidiomycota, Exobasidiomycetes, Exobasidiales, Cryptobasidiaceae. The record is from RefSeq and is a predicted model, not a curated record. The transcript is spliced from 3 exons. Gene Ontology annotation, cellular component: membrane.
AUGGGCGCAGCGCUGUCGAUUCCCUUUCUGGGCGGCGGCCUAAUCUCAUCGCUCGUCGGAUCCUGCCUCACGGGCUUGGCCUUCUUCUGCACCUCGACGGCCGCCUCUGCUUUCUUCAAGUCAUGCAACUGCCAGAGCUCCAUCGCCACCCGCGUUGGGUUCUGCCUCAUCUUCUGCCUCGAUGCCCUCCUGGCUUGGCUCAGUCUGACGCGCUUCGUCAUGGACAAGCUCGAAGACUGGAGCUACCAGUAUCUGAAGCUGGACUGCAAGGACAAGGACCGCUGCUACGGCGUCUUGGCUGUUCACCGGAUCACAUUCGCGCUCGCGCUCUUCCACCUCAUCAUCGGUAGUCUCCUCAUUGGUGUCAAAGACACCCGCACCAAGAGGGCAGCCAUUCAAAAUGGCUGGUGGGGACCAAAGGUGCUCCUGUGGCUCGUCCUCACCGUCCUCAUGUUCUUCAUCCCCCACGGCUUCUUUGUCGUCUGGGCAAACUACUUUUCCCUUAUCUUUGCCUGCAUGUUCAUCGUCGUCGGCCUCGUCCUCCUCGUCGACUUCGCCCACACCUGGUCGGAGACGUGCCUGGACCGCUGGGAGACGACCGAGGCGCCCUUCUGGAAGUACACGCUGAUCGGUAGCACCUUGGGCAUGUACGCCGCCGUCAUUACCGUCACUGGACUUCUCUACGGCUUCUUCUCGGGCAGCGGAUGCGGCCUCAACACAUUCUUCAUCACCUUCAACCUCAUCCUCUGCCUCGUCGUCACAGCUCUAUCCGUCAGUCCGGCGGUGCAGGAGUCGAAUCCUCGAAGUGGGCUGGCACAGAGCAGCAUGGUGGCUGCCUACUGCACCUAUCUUAUCGCGAGCGCCGUCAUGAACCAUGACAAUGCGCAGUGCAACCCCAUAACGAGGGGACGUGGCGGUGCAGGGGCAAAGAAGACGACAGUCGUUGUGGGCGCUUGCUUCACUUUCCUCGCGAUUGCCUACUCGACAAGCCGAGCGGCGACGCAGAGCAAGGCACUCGUCGGUCGCAAGCGGGCGCUGGCCAAUCAGAGCAGCACACCACCGGCCGGCUAUGGGCCUCUGGCGACGCACGACUCCGAGGAUCACCAGAGCUCGGGUGGCGUCACGACGGAGCAGCCCACCCGCAAGGAGGACCUUCGCAUCCAGGCGCUGCGUGCUGCUGUGGAGGCAGGCAGCCUUCCUGCUUCUGCUUUGGAAGAGGACGACGAUGGCAGCGAGGAUGGCGAUGUAGGCAGCCUGGGAGGAGGACCCGGUGACGAGGCAGAUGACGAGCGAAACGGGACACGGUACAACUACACGUUCUUCCACUUCAUCUUUGCCAUUGCCGUCUGCUACACAGCCAUGCUCCUGACUGACUGGCGUUUCGUCAAGCUCCAGGGACCAUCGCCCGAACCGACUGAAGAGGGGGGGCAGGUCGUCUUUAUCGGCCGGUCUCCCACCGCCAUGUGGAUGCGGGUCGUCAGCAGCUGGCUCUGCGUGGGUCUGUAUGCCUGGAGCCUC